Molecule: messenger RNA, 3309 nt
Organism: Prosopis cineraria
Lineage: Eukaryota; Viridiplantae; Streptophyta; Magnoliopsida; Fabales; Fabaceae
Product: E3 ubiquitin-protein ligase WAVH1
Source: RefSeq, a predicted model, not a curated record
GAGAGAGAGAGAAGAGGGGGGAGGGGCCAUUUUCAUUUUUCAAUUUAGAAGCAACGGGAAGGCUUUUCCAUUGGGCGGAGAUUUUUUGGGGGGCUCACAAUAGAGACGAAGAAAAUAGGCCCAACUUCAAGCAAUAGAUAAAUAGAUGGUUACUGCAAGAGAUGAGAAAUGGAAAGAAGGGAAAGAGAAACUUGUAUAAAGGCCUCUGAAUCUAAUCUAUUGCUUUUGCCUUUCUAAUCACUUCCAUCUGCAAAGGAAAGACUUUCGUAAACAACAAUAACAGAUCAUCAAGCACCCAAUCCCUUACAGAUCGAGAUUGAAUUUAUGAGGAUGGUUGCUGGGUGGAGAAGGGCGUUCUGCACAUCCAUUCCCAAAGACAGAGAGUCCAAGGUUUUAACAGAGAAGCAGCAGCAUUGCGACAACAAUACCACCAAUCAGAGUCCCAAAAUCAGCACCAAGUUUGCGUUUUUCUCCAACCCUUCCACCCCACGCUUGCAGCCUCAGCCGGUGACAAGCCCCACCCUCCGGUGCCGGACGACGGUGGCCGCUGCAACUACCACUUCCUCUGUUCCUAAUAGCCCAAAACUCCAAUGCAGUAAUGCUAAGACUCCGAAGGCAACACAGUCCCACGCUGCUUCAGCUCUCAAUCCCUCCUCACCCAAGUCACCCUCCAGUAUCUCGUUUCUCAGAGCCAGCUUACGAUUAUCCAGAAGUAGAUGUGGAAUCUGUGCACAGAGCGUGAAAACUGGGCAAGGAACAGCGAUUUUCACAGCAGAAUGCUCUCAUACCUUUCACUUUCCUUGCAUAGCCGCUCAUGUUAAAAAGCAACACAUCCAUAUCUGCCUCUGCAACGCAAAUUGGAAAGAACUGCCAGUGCUGGCUAUCUGCAACGACAGCACAAGAGAUAUCAAAACUCGGCCGUUAAAAGUCUACAACGAUGACGAGCCUCUAAUGUCUCCCACUUCCGUUGCUCGCUUCAAUCCGAUACCCGAGUCUGAUGAAAACGAAGAGGACCAGGAAGAAGAACCGAUGGAGUUCCAAGGAUUUAAUAUCACCCCAAUUGGUCCUCUUCUAUCGUCCCCCAGCAUUAGAACUCUCGAAGUGUGCUUGUUACCGGAGGCUGCCAUUGUGGCUGCAAAUAGAAGCUAUGAAACAUACGUAGUGGUGUUAAAGGUUAAAGCUCCACCAUCGAAGUCGGUCGCGCGUCGACCUCCAAUAGACCUGGUGACAGUACUGGACGUGGGGGGGACUAUGGCCGGGCAAAAGCUUCAGAUGAUGAAACGUUCGAUGCGAGUAGCGAUUUCGUCGCUUGGGUCCACUGAUCGCCUCUCAAUUAUCGCCUUCUCGUCGGGCUCCAAGAGGAUUUUACCAUUACGGAGAAUGACCAGUAGUGGCCAGCGAUCGGCGCGUCGGAUCGUGGACGCAUUAACCGUAAUUGAUCAAACUCGUGAAGAAGUUUCUGUGACGAACGAUGCUCUGAAAAAAGCCGCGAAAGUGAUCGAAGAUCGACGCGAGAAAAACCCUUUCGCCAGCGUCAUCCUCCUUUCGCACGGUCAGGGAGAGCGAUUCGUCACUGCGGCAUCCUCCGAUCAAAGGUCCUCCCUGAUCUCCUCGUCCCGCUUCUCUCACCUGGAAAUCCCAGUCCACUCCGUGAAAUUCCAAGACAGCGGCGCUUGUGGCCACGCGCAGCCCGAUGACACGCUUGCCAAGCGCAUGGGUGGUUUGCUCAGCGUAGUUGCUCAAGAUUUGAAGCUUCAAUUAGGAAUUGUGUCCCGCUCCGUCCCGGUGGAGAUCGCCGCCGUAUAUUCUCUAUCUGUUCGACCAACGGCUCUCGGGACGGGCAACGUCCGACUCGGUGACCUCCACGCGGAGGAAGAGAGAGAAUUGCUAGUGGAGCUGAAAGUGCCCGCCGCUUCCGCCCGGUCCCACCACGUUCUGUCCGUACGGUCCUCCUAUCGGGACCCAUCCACCGAAGAGAUAGUUCACUCCAAAGACCACGCGCUGAUCAUUCCUCGGCCACAUGCCGUUCGAUCAUCAGACCCAAAAAUCGAACGGUUGAGAAACCUCCACGUCACGGCUCGAGGUGUAGCCGAAUCUAGACGGCUCGCUGAACACAGUGAUCUGUCUGGAGCUCAUUACUUGCUCACAUCGGCUCGCGCGUUGCUGAUGCAGUCGAGCCCCAAAUCAGCCGGUGAGUACUUGCGCUUGUUGGAAGCCGAGCAAGCCGAACUUCAGCGGCGCAGGCAGCAGCAGAGCCAACGUCAGAGAGUGACGGCAAGGACUGAGGAGAAGGUUGAGCCGAAUACGCCGACAUCAGCUUGGAGAGCCGCUGAGAGACUGGCUAAAGUGGCCAUUAUGAGGAAGUCGUUGAACAGAGUCAGUGAUUUACACGGCUUCGAGAACGCCAGAUUUUAGCUUGUAAUUUUCAUUUUGUUGAAAAUAAUUUUGGAGUACAUAGACAAAAUUAUGAAUAGAAAAAAUAUUUUUUUUAAAUAACAAAAUACAAAAGUAACGUGGCCCAGUCCUGAGGCCCAUAAGACGACAAACAGUACCGGACGCCCAGGCCCUUUUCUGAAAAGGAAAAAGCCUGGGUGAGCCCCUAAAGGUGUUUUUAUUUUCUGAGUUUUGUCCUUCAGCUCCUUCCCUGUUUCAUAAUCUUCGAAAAUACCAAAACUUUUUCUUUUUUUUUUUAAGCAAAUAAUGAUAUGGAUUGAAAAGGGUAUGGAGAGUGAAUGAACAAGGAAAAAUGUGAGAAUAAUAAUAAAGGGACGUUUCUUUGUACUCAAUUCAAAGUAGGUAGUAGUGCAAGUGUCUUUGCUUGUUUUCACUCAGUGAUAGGGAUGUGCAAGUGAUCUGACGGCCUGGUAUGCCUGACUCUGCCCUAGCAUUCGAGCUAGACACUGUCUAGAGUCAAGUUCAGCUUUGUUUUGCUUGGUCCGAACAUAUCUAUUUUGUAGCUGGUUAGUGAAUAGGCCAUUGUAAUUGUAGGUGGUUAGAUUGAAAAUUGAUGAUUUAAAUUUUGUAGUUUUUAAAAUCAUAAAUUAAUGUAUCAUUAAAAUUUAAUUCGAAUGGUCCAUGCCAUCUCAAGAAAAAACAUGGUCUGGUUGGAGUGAGAACAAGACAAAGGAUAAUGCCAAGGUAUGUGGGUUUUAAGAAGUGAGGGGAAAAAAGGAGAUGGUUUUCCCAAGUGAAUACAAUACACGUGAGAUUUUCUGACACUUAUCUGCAUCCCCUAUCAUCAUCACUAAAAGAAAACCUUUUUCCUUCUCUCAGUCUGGUUUUUUGCUUAGUGCUUUCCAUGGUGCCAAA